AUGGAGAAGCUUGCUACCUUGGUUUUGAUUUGCUGUUUAUUUACGGCACUUCUAUUCCUCUCUUUACCAGUGAUGUCUCAAGAAGUUGAAGAUGAGAGCGAUUUUAGUCACGACGAAAAGAGCGAGAAUGGACCAUCUCGUUGGGGAGACAUACACCCCAAAUGGAGUUUGUGCAACAAUGGAUCCAUGCAGUCGCCUAUUGAUCUAUUGAAUGAGAGGGUUCAAAUAGGAUCCCAUCUAGGGAGGCUUCAGAUGAACUACCAACCCUCUAAUGCCACUAUCAAGAAUAGGGGCCAUGAUAUUAAGCUAGAAUGGGUUGCUGGCUCAGGCUAUCUUCAAACUAAUGAAACUAAGUACGUACUCAAACAAUGUCAUUGGCAUUCUCCCUCUGAGCACACAAUAGAUAUGGCAAAAGAGUUACACAUGCUGCACGAAACUUCAUCUGGACAAUCUGCUGUGAUUGGAAUACUGUACAAAAUUGGAAGACCAGAUUCUUUCUUGUCAUCGUUAACGGAUCAUUUAAGAGCCAUUUCUGAUACCACGGGAGAAGAAAGAGUGGUGGGUGUAGUUGACCCUAGGCAAAUCAAAAUAUUCUACAAGCAGUAUUACAGAUAUAUUGGUUCACUGACAAUUCCUCCUUGCACCGAGAAUGUUUCUUGGACCAUCAUACAAUCCGUUUCAAAGGAACAAGUUAGAUUGCUUCGAGUCGCUGUUCAUGAUGAAUCAGAUACUAACGCAAGGCCACUGCAACUAAUAAAUAACCGUUAA
Glycine soja is the source of this 768-nucleotide messenger RNA. RefSeq names its product alpha carbonic anhydrase 7-like. The record is from RefSeq and is a predicted model, not a curated record. NCBI's taxonomy places the organism in Eukaryota, Viridiplantae, Streptophyta, Magnoliopsida, Fabales, Fabaceae. Bases 1 to 768 code for a protein of 255 amino acids. Gene Ontology annotation, molecular function: carbonate dehydratase activity; zinc ion binding. The transcript is spliced from 7 exons.